AUGUCUCGAUCUGGCUUAAGCCUCAUAUGUGGUGUUGUUGUAGCUGCAACGCGACUUGCGUAUCAGUAUAAAAUAGGCAGCACAGAUCCCUGCGGUAACGUCCAUCCGUUCCCUUUAUGCAAACUUGUUACACAGCUUUUUGAUCUAUGGAUCGCUAUCGAGCCUUCGUGUGUCAAACACCCAUUUAUAUGUUUUGGAGCUGUAAUCUCAUGCCAGAGACGACUCUGGGGCUUCGUCGUGGACGACUUUGAUGUUGACAUAGACGGGGUAUUCCAAGUUCAAGUAAUCAAUUUACAUACUCGCGAUACUGAUGGUACAUCCAUCAGCGUCUGCCAAAUAAGUCGAUGGUCCGAUCUUAAGAAGCCUCCUCGCAUUCUCGAGCGAACUACACCACAACAUGACAAUAUCUUCCACUGUUAUGGUUUGGUCUCUUACUACGUUCCUUUGACCAGAAUGGCAGUCUUUCCAUACUUGAAAACAUUUAGUUCAUACGGUAAAACUAUCCUGUCGAAAAUCACCUGGGGACAGAUCAGCUUGACGGCUGACAGAAGAAUAGCGUUGCUCGAGUUCCAUCGGAUGGGGCCAGAUAUGUGGGUCAGGGACCUUGACCUCGACUGGAGCGAAUACUACAGUAACGCCAAGUACGGGGCACCGGAAUGCUUGCCCGGAGUGCACAGGAGUUAUCCAACGACCUCGUCAGAUACAUACUCCUUUGGAAUGAUCGCAUACGAGGUCGCAACUCAUCUCUUCUCGCUCAAAGUGCCUCAAAGCGUUCAGACCGCCAAAAGAACCUACGAGCGCUGGUGUUGGUUGGGACUCGACCCGAUCGGGUCUCGUUCGACGCACCACCUCACCUGGGUGACCAACUCUGGGAACUACUCUGCGCCUGCUGGCAACGCGAGCCCUCCGAGAGGCCCGCCACGGCUGAAGUUCUCCGUCGCUUGGACGGGCUGGUGGAAGUGUGCGGGGGGGGGGGGGGGCGUGCGCCGCGGGAGGCAAGACAGACGAUAG
Gloeophyllum trabeum ATCC 11539 is the source of this 1011-nucleotide messenger RNA. RefSeq lists its product as uncharacterized. The transcript has 5 exons. Bases 1 to 1011 code for a protein of 336 amino acids. The record is from RefSeq and is a predicted model, not a curated record. NCBI's taxonomy places the organism in Eukaryota, Fungi, Basidiomycota, Agaricomycetes, Gloeophyllales, Gloeophyllaceae.